Molecule: messenger RNA, 1732 nt
Organism: Arabidopsis thaliana (thale cress)
Lineage: Eukaryota; Viridiplantae; Streptophyta; Magnoliopsida; Brassicales; Brassicaceae
Product: sucrose-phosphatase-like protein
Exons: 6
Coding region: 658-1389 (243 amino acids)
Source: RefSeq, marked reviewed
ACAAUUGCACACAUUUGUCGGUAAGAGAGCACAAUAAAUCGUUUUAACAAUGGGUACGAAGAAGCCUCUAGGCCCAAUAAAACAGACCUAGUAAGAUAAACAGGCCAUCAAUACGGCGUCGUUUGAUAAUAUUCAAUCGGCGUUAGACCAACUUCUUCUCCUCUCUUUCUUCCCGGCGGAGCGACUACGAUGUUUGCGGCGGUGAGUGUACGAGCUUCUCUCAAAACUUUGUUCCAUGGAAGACACAGCUCAUCUUACAGCCGAUAUUGUGAAAUUGCAGCGAUUUCGAAGCGUAUUUCACAAGAUAGGUGAGGUUUGAUUUCGUAUUUCUCACUUUCGUCAGUGUUUUUGGUUGCUUGACAUGGUUUCGUUAGGGUUUUAGAUAUCUUAAGCUUAGAAACAAUUGCAUUUGAGUUUCUUCUUGUUGGUAGAUUCAGUGAUGGAAAUCGGAUUCUGAAUAGCUUGAAAUUAUCUGGAAAUGGAGUAGGAAUCAAACUGUUCAACUGCGGAUUUCAUAGUUCUCCACAGUGUUGUACAUCAGAAUCUGAUGUAGGAGUGAAAACUCAUGCACCUGCGUUAUUUAGUCAUCUUGAGGAUGAUUAUUUCUCAGAGUUGGGUCCUGUAGAAAAAGAAGUGGAUGAGAAUGUGAUUGUGAAGAUGUUAACUGAGAAGCCAGUGAUAUCUCUGAAAACUAAAGGCAAUAAGAAAAAGAAAACGAAGAAGCAGGAGCUAGCUUCUGAUUCUAUUUCCAAACCAAAGUUGUUGACUGAAAAGCCAGAAGUUUCUUGGAAAGUAAAUGGCAAGAAGAAGACGGAAGCAAAUGCAUCUUCACCAGCAAAAGAUGCUACAGAUUCAAAGGUUUCAUUCUCCAAGCCAACUAAGUCAUCGUCUCAAGUUCAAGAUCAGAAAUCCAAAUCUCAAAAGAAAAUCAGUCCCAGUUCUGAGCCGGAAAACGAAACUAUCUCCAAGGGUUCUGCGACCUCCAAUACACUCUCUUCAGUACUCGUUAUAAGGAUUGGUAAUCUAAACUCGAAAACAGCUGAUUCAUUGAUACACUCGAUGUGCUUUUCGAUUGGCCCUCUCGAAGGGCUUACUAGGGUUAAUGAGGACACUGUUGACGUUUUAUUUAGAUUGAAAGACCUGAAGGAAGCAGAUUCUAUACUGGAAGAGCUAAACGAUGCAACCGUAGAUAACUCUCAAUGGACGGCUGAGAUUGUACUGGAAGCCGAAGAAGCUUCCAAAAAUCAAAUGGGUAUGAGGAUCACCAGUUGUCUCGAAGAUUUGGAUAAGCAACUGUUAAUGCAACGCAUUCUUGGAAAAGACUUGGAAGUUCUGCUCCAUUCAGUUAUGCAUCUGGAAAAUCACCCAAUGGCUCGAGGAAGAGACUAAUGUCUUUUAGGUAGUUUUUGAGUCUUGCAGUCCCUUUGAUAAUCAAUUGAAUUGGGGGUUGAUUUAAUCAAAUUUUAAAGUAAGGAAGUAUAACGAAAUUAUUACCAAUUACAGGCGGUAGUAUAAAGUUUUUCAGUCCGUUUUUGAUGGCGGUAGUCUUUGAAAGAGACUGUUUGGGCCUCAUUUUUUCAAGCCCGCUAAAGUAGUGCAUUAAUGUUAAGCCCGUUAAUAUUUACACUUUUCGAAUGAGUGAUGUUUCUGUUUUGUGUUUGAAAGUAGUAGCUUCUGUUUAGUCUUUUCAUUUUCUAAUUUCGAUUAGUGUUUAAAAAUUUUAAUAUCCCCC